CCCACUGCUCUGCUCUGUCUCCAUUCAAGCCAACAUGAGUUACGGAUCUGAAGUCUUUUCCUCCUCCUCCUACCGGAAGAUCUUCGGGGAUUCUCCCCGUUAUGCGUCCUCUCCGUCGCGGACAGUGAACGUGUCCCGGGGAGGUUACCGUUCCUCUUCAGCAACCCGGAGUAAUUUCUCAUCUCUGGGCUCAUACAACAGAAAGUCCGGUCGCUCUAUGCCACUGGAGACCUUCGACCUGACACAGAGCAACGUCCUCAACAAUGAGUUCAAAAUCGUCCGCACCAAUGAGAAGGAACAAAUGCAGGGUCUUAAUGACCGCUUUGCAAUGUUCAUCGAGAAAGUGCGCAACUUGGAGCAGCACAACAAAGUGCUGGAGACGGAGUUGAGUGCUCUGCGCCAACGGCAGACCGAGCCGUCCCGCCUGGCUGAGCUUUACCAACAAGAGAUCCGCGAACUGCGCUCCCAGCUGGAAGAGCUGAACGGAGAGAAGACCCAGCUCAUCAUAGAGAGGGAUUGUAUUGAAGACGACCUGCAGAAGCUCAGGGGGAAAUACGAAGAGGAGUACCGCGCCCGGGAGGACGCGGAGGCCACCCUCAAGGCUUUUAGGAAAGAUGUGGAUGAUGCCACCAUGGUGCGCCUGGACCUGGAGAAGAAGGUGGAAUCCCUGCUGGACGAGAUCAACUUCCUCAGGAAAGUGCACGAAGAGGAGGUGGCCGAGCUGACGGACAUGAUCCACGCUGCCCAGGUGUCUGUGGAGAUGGAGGUGUCCAAGCCGGACCUCACCUCCGCUCUCAAAGAGAUUCGCGGACAAUACGAGUCCAUGGCAUCCAAGAACAUGCAAUCAGCCGAGGAGUGGUAUAAGACCAAGUUCGCCGACUUGUCCGAGCAGGCCACCCGGAGUAACGACGCCAUUCGCGCGGGCAGGGAGGAACUGAACGAGUUCAGGAGGCAGCUGCAGUCCAAGACAAUCGAGAUAGAGAGUCUGAGGGGAACCAACGAGUCUAUGGAAAAGCAACUCAGGGAGAUGGAAGAGAGGCACAAUGUGGAGAUAGGAAACUACCAGGACAACAUGGUAGAGCUGGAGAAUGAGCUGAGGGCCACUAAGAGCGAGAUGGCUCGUCACCUGAGGGAGUACCAGGAUCUGCUCAACGUCAAGAUGGCACUGGAUAUUGAAAUUGCAGCUUACAGGAAACUACUGGAAGGGGAGGAGACCCGCAUCGGGACAGGGAUCAGCUAUCCCGGCUCCUCCAUGAGCUCAAGUGUUGGGCAAGGCUACAACUACCAGAGCCGUAUGUACACCAGCUCCAGCAAGGGCUCCAAGAGGGAGGACGAGGACCAGCAGCAGAGCAAGUCUGCAGGCAAGGUGACCCAGCGUGAAAUUUAUGAGGAGACGGUGGUCACCACCAAAAAGAUGGAGAAGCAGCAAGACCCCAGCGAUAUUCCCACCAAUCAGAAAAACUAAGCUGGUUUUUGACACCUUAAGUUUUCCCUUUACCAUGCAAACCUAUACGUCUCUCUUGAUUUCCCAUGCUAAAACAAACUCUUGGCCACUUCAGCACUUGUGGGGAUCUAAGAUGAUAGCAAAUCCACCUUAUUAUAUAGUAUUAUAUAGUAAAAUCAUCAUGGUUUCUUUUUGCACUAGUGUGUGUUGGAUGUCCACAAGUGUGUUGAGUGUGGGAGCUAGAUGUUUGUUGUUAUGUGGGAUUAUCCUUCCCUGUCCCCUUUGUCCCUCACAUGUUACUCAAAGUGAAUCCAUUAUAACUUUACUGUAACCAUCACUCAAUACAAAACCACAGUGCUCUCUUCUCUCCUUCUCACACUCAGCAUCAAGCAAUGACAAGCACAUAGGUAGCAUCUCAUACAGAAGUAUGGUCUUU
Etheostoma cragini (Arkansas darter) is the source of this 1880-nucleotide messenger RNA. It is a transcript of the gene inab, whose product is annotated as internexin neuronal intermediate filament protein, alpha b. The record is from RefSeq and is a predicted model, not a curated record. Gene Ontology annotation, molecular function: structural constituent of postsynaptic intermediate filament cytoskeleton. Bases 35 to 1465 code for a protein of 476 amino acids. Lineage: Eukaryota; Metazoa; Chordata; Actinopteri; Perciformes; Percidae. Gene Ontology annotation, biological process: intermediate filament organization. The transcript has 3 exons. Gene Ontology annotation, cellular component: postsynaptic intermediate filament cytoskeleton; intermediate filament; cytoplasm.